Molecule: messenger RNA, 5197 nt
Organism: Pieris brassicae (large cabbage white)
Lineage: Eukaryota; Metazoa; Arthropoda; Insecta; Lepidoptera; Pieridae
Gene: Nmdar2
Product: glutamate receptor ionotropic, NMDA 2B
Exons: 16
Coding region: 1777-4932 (1051 amino acids)
Biological process (GO): modulation of chemical synaptic transmission; monoatomic ion transport; synaptic transmission, glutamatergic
Cellular component (GO): postsynaptic membrane; plasma membrane
Molecular function (GO): transmitter-gated monoatomic ion channel activity involved in regulation of postsynaptic membrane potential; NMDA glutamate receptor activity
Source: RefSeq, a predicted model, not a curated record
GUUAAAAAUUUUAAGUCCUCAGUGAUGAGACUUCACUGUGGAUUGAUAUAAUGGUGUUAAACUAGAUAAAGUCAGUUAAGUAACUUUACGGCUGUGAAUAUCUGUGAUAAUCUACUUGUACACACAUAUAUAUUAGUGUGCAACUAAAGAUAUAAAUAUUUUGUAAUGUAUGCAGCAAACAAUGUUAUUUACCACAUUUACUCAUAAUAUCAUUUGUAACCAUCAUGUAUAUUUUAAUGUUUACAACCAAAUAAGGCAAAGAAAAUGACUAUGUAGUUAAAAUACUAAAGUACCUAUAACUUCAACAUUUAUUUCCUAAACAUUUGAAGUUGAUUGAUUUCAAUGUCUAGAGAAGAUAGUCUUUAAAAAAUAAUAUUUUGAAUGCACUCAUCAUAAUAUGCUCAGGUGCAUGAAACACUUAUAAUUUAUAUUUUUAUUAUUGGCUAACAACAGCUACCAAAUGGUAUUUAUACCUUAAAAUCUAAUUUAUGUGAUGAUCCAUAAUUAUUCUUAAGAUCUAACUUCUUAAAGCGAGCUUGCGAUAAUGAUACUUAAUAUGUUAUUCAGUGUACAGGUAUUCUGUUCACUAGGUACACUAGCCUUAAGACUACAAACUACAACUAGGGUAUGUCCGGUAUUUAAAUUCUAAAUCUAUUGCUUUUAUGCCAUUUACAAAUUUUGAUAAAUAUCUAAAAUUUUAACUUUCCACCACUCAUGUUUAUUCACAUCAAAUAUUUAAAGUUUCGAAAUUUCAAAAUUAUGUGUAUGAAUAUAAAUGACAUACAUUUCUACGUAAUUAAAUUGUUCUGAAGUAAAUUAAACUACAGUAGAUUUCGGGUAUAAGGACGAUGAUGGGUCCACUCGAAUCAUAUUCGUUAUUUCCAUUAUCCGGACGUCUUUACAGGUAAAGGUAAAUAUCCACAUACCUACACACCGACAUACAGAUACAUACACUUUAUAAUUGAACCCUAAAUUUAAAACGUAUACGUAGGUAAGCGUAGCUACUUGGCCAAUAUCUAUAAAUAAAAGGUCUACGUUUGCUGACCAUCUAUGUGAUUGUAUACGAAAGAUAAGAAUAUGUCCUUCGCGGCCGAGUCCGGUCGCAAUAUCGGCAGAAUUUGUUACGAAAUCAUCCAUUAAAAACAGUCGCUAUACCUUCACGCGGAUUCACAUUAGGUCUCCACUGUAUAUACAGUUCAAGGGAGACUACUUACUAGACUUCAUUUAACGUCGCUAUAGCUAAAUUGUAAUAAAUGGAAUCCAAUGAAUUUAGACCAUCGUUAUAUGGAGUAUUAUAAACUAUGCUCUAACUAUGUCUAAAUGCUUUUUAUAUACAAGGGGUUAAGGCGCGGUCGGUAGCUAGUGUUUUCAUAAUGUGCCUAAUCCCGUAUCAAUAUCAUCGCGCAAUUCUCAUUCAUUCCCAUAACAGGGCCGUAAAAUGAUCUUUGGUGGAGCUUAUAUAAUGGUAGGCGUGGAACCUUGUAAACGCAGGCGCGGCGUUGCCCGUGAGAUCUGAGGGGUGAGGGUGCGUCAGUCGGCCCUCAGCGACCGGAGGUGCUGUGCGCCGCGCCCCUCGACGCCAACGCGUGGCCCGGGGCGUGGCGCUUACGUAAACACGCGUGUUACUUUCGUUGCUGUAGCCACACCACUGUCCGUCCUAGAACGACCCCAUGUCGGCCCGCCGCCUUAUCAAUUUAUGUGGAUAGCUCAAAGCACGCUGCCGCGCCACCGACGCUGCCAUUGCCAUCACCGUUUUCGGCGCUUAUAGCAUCAAAAAUGAAGAUGCAGGCGCGAGCUUCGCUGAUGGCGCUGGCCGCGCUGGUAGCGUUGGUAGCUGUAAAUGCGGAGCGCGGUGGUGGUAUCAAAAUCGGUAGCGGUACAAUCGGCGGCGGGGGCAGAGAGGGUGCUCGCGGCAGCGGAGUCCGUCUUGGAGCACGUCCGCGGACCUCCCCUGCUCCCCAAAUACCGCGACAACCCUCUGUGAUCACCGCUGCCCUUGUGGUGCCCCACAAGGCUUUCGGCGCACGUGAUUACACAAGGGCCGAGAAGGCAGCCUUAUCAAAAUUGCCGCGUAAAUUAAAACUCUUCUCACAAGUGCGUCUGAAUAUAACGCUUUCUAUGCAGGGCUUGACGCCUAGUCCUAUGUCUAUCUUGGACUCGCUAUGUAAAGAAUUUUUAGCAGUCAACGUGUCUGCUAUACUAUAUCUUAUGAAUCAUGAACAAUACGGGCGGUCUACUGCCUCUGCACAAUAUUUUCUACAGCUGGCCGGAUAUCUUGGCAUACCGGUCAUUGCGUGGAACGCUGAUAACAGCGGGUUAGAGAAGCAUGCCUCGCAUGCAUCCUUGAGAUUGCAAUUGGCCCCAACAAUUGAACAUCAAACUGCAGCAAUGCUUUCUAUUCUGGAGAGGUAUAAAUGGCAUCAGUUCAGUGUGGUCACAUCUGCUAUAGCAGGGCAUGAUGAUUUUAUUCAAGCCGUUCGGGAAAGAGUUUCCUCGCUACAAGAUCGUUUUAAAUUCACAAUACUAAACGCAGUUGUUGUAAAGAAACCAGCUGAUCUCAACGAGUUGGUGACUAGUGAAGCAAGAGUUAUGCUAUUGUAUGCUACGCGGGACGAGGCCGCUGAUAUUCUUUCUACUGCCGGAGAUUUACACCUCACUGGAGAAAGUUACGUUUGGAUCGUAACUCAAAGUGUCCUGGGCUCGAUGCAACCGCCGAACAAAUUUCCUGUAGGCAUGUUGGGAGUGCAUUUCGAUACAACGAGCUCUUCCAUCAUAUCAGAAAUAGCAACAGCGGUAAAGGUAUUUGCAUAUGGAGUGGAAUCAUAUUUAUCAGAAACUGAAAACUUGAGAUAUCCUUUGGGCACUAGACUAUCCUGCGAUAGUGCGGGUAGUGGUGAGGCAAGGUGGUCAACCGGUGAAAGAUUCUAUCGACAUCUGCGUAACGUUAGUGUGGAAAGCGACUCAGGAAGACCGAGUAUAGAGUUCACUUCCGAUGGUGAAUUGCGAGCCACCGAGCUGAAAAUAAUGAACUUACGGCCUACUAUUGGAGAUCAGCUCAUAUGGGAAGAAAUCGGGACGUGGAACUCGUACCCUAAGGAACAUUUAGCUAUAAAGGACAUAAUUUGGCCUGGAGGUCUACAUACACCACCGCAGGGAGUUCCAGAAAAGUUUCAUAUGAGAAUUACUUUCCUAGAAGAACCUCCUUAUAUUAAUUUAGCACCACCCGAUCCUGUAAGUGGUCGUUGCUCUUUAGACCGAGGUGUCAUUUGUCGUGUUGCACCUGAAGUUGAAAUUGUUGGAAUUGAGGCUGGAGCCGCACACAGAAACAGUUCCUUAUAUCAAUGCUGUAGUGGAUUUUGUAUUGAUUUAUUGCAACAACUGGCAGAACAGUUGGGGUUCACUUAUGAACUCGUGCGGGUGGAAGAUGGUCGAUGGGGUACCUUCCAAGAUGGAAAAUGGAAUGGUCUCAUAGCGGAACUUGUUAAUAAAAAGACGGAUAUGGUACUAACGUCUUUGGUAAUAAAUUCGGAUAGAGAGGCCGUGGUAGACUUUAGCGUUCCCUUUAUGGAAACUGGGAUUGCUAUAGUUGUGGCGAAGAGGACUGGAAUCAUUUCACCGACAGCUUUCCUAGAGCCGUUUGACACUGCGUCGUGGAUGCUUGUAGGGGCAGUGGCGAUACAGACAGCUACUUUCUGUAUCUUUAUAUUCGAAUGGCUGUCACCGAGCGGGCUUAACCGUUCGCCGGGUCAGAUCAAUGUGCAGAAUCGGUUCUCGUUGUGUCGAACUUAUUGGAUUGUUUGGGCUGUACUGUUCCAAGCUUCAGUACACGUGGACUCUCCGCGUGGUUUUACAGCUCGGUUUAUGACGAACAUGUGGGCAAUGUUCGCGGUGGUAUUCCUUGCCAUAUAUACUGCGAAUCUCGCUGCCUUUAUGAUAACAAGGGAAGAAUUUCAUGAAUUGAGUGGCAUCGAUGACCCCAGGAUCGUAAAGCCUAAGACGUAUCAGCCACCACUGAAGUUCGGGACUGUACCUUGGUCCCACUCGGAUGCGACAUUGAAGAAAUACUUUAGAGAGCCCCACUCUUAUAUGACCCCAUACAAUCGAAGCACUGUUAGUGCUGGAGUGACAAGCAUAUUAACUGGAGACCUGGAUGCUUUUAUCUACGAUGGAACCGUUUUGGAUUACUUAGUAUCGCAGGAUGAAGAUUGUCGACUGCUGACUGUGGGCGCUUGGUACGCGAUGUCCGGAUACGGUCUGGCGUUCACGCGUAAUUCAAAAUAUCUCGGAAUGUUCAACAAACGACUUCUCGACUUGCGAGCAAAUGGCGAUUUAGAACGUUUAAGAAGAUACUGGAUGACAGGCACCUGUAAGCCCAACAAACAGGAGCACAAAUCUUCAGAUCCUUUGGCGUUAGAGCAGUUUUUGUCUGCGUUCCUCUUGCUAAUGGCAGGCAUACUUCUCGCCGCCGCUAUAUUGUUCUGUGAACAUUUGUAUUUCCGCUACGCGCGGGAACACAUCGUUAAGUCCGAUUUACAUCCUUGUUGUACACUCGUGUCUAUCUCUAUGGGUCAAUCCCUUUCAAUGCAAAAUGCAGUAAUGGAGACAACGACAGAUCAAGGCUUUAGGUUUGGCAAGCGACCCCAUUGCCGAUCUGCCGUGUGUGCUGCUCAGAUAUGGCGCGCCCAACACGAACGCGACGCGGCGGUGGCUCGAGCGCGACAAUUGGCUGUGGUGCUCGCGGCUCACGGGCUGCAGCCUCCGCCGCGACGCCUUGCCUCCGCAGCGGCGCUGCACGCACACGCGCACGACGCCACGCGCCCGCGUACGCUGCACGUGCCCGCCGACAUACUGCCCGACCUAGAUCGUCCGCUUUCUUGCGACGACCUGCGCGCUAGAGAGCGGACGCGGGUAGAAAUGGAAACAGUGCUGUGAGGCGCAUAUAGCGCCACCUUUUUUCAAUUCCUGAAGGCUGUUCUUACACCAAGUUAUACAAAACAAAAUUAGUUAUACUUUAUGUUAAAAAUAAGGUCAGAUAAAAAAGCGUUGUAAUUAUUAAAUAAAAUAUUCCAAUUAUUAAAACCGAGAGGCGGAUGUAGAUAGCGAAGCGUUGUUGUGGGACGCGCGCGCGACGCGGGCUGGGCGUCGGACGUGCGUCCUCGUGUUGUCUACUACAAUAAAAUAUAUUUUUUGGACAAUA